AUGGAAUGCGUCGGCGCGAUGGGUUUCGAAAGCUUUGACGAUCUAGUCACAUCAUACUAUGCGGAUGAGUUUGAGGAAGCGUCCAAGCUCUUUCAUGAACAGCGAUUCAGUAGGAUCAGAAGACUUCCUGGAGUGUUCGCGGAGAUCCUGGAAGGUGCAAGAAGAUGGGAAGCCUCGGAGCGCCGUGGCCUCGGUGAAGAGGUUCUCAAAGAGGCCGAAGCGGUUCUUAUGCUUGAGAACAGUGAAGCUUGGCAAUCACUACAGUCAAUAAGUGAUGCAGCCAUGCGCAAGGACAAUAUAUCUACAGAGCAGAUCUAUCAGAAUCUCAGUACAGUCCUACCGGUAGAGCAUCCGACUGUCCAGCAUGGCAGCGAGAUUGCUCUGGCACAGCUCUGGCAAUUACUUCACUAUUGCAUUUCACAGGUCGGAUACCAAAAGCCAAAAUACUAG
This is a messenger RNA of Fusarium musae, 450 nucleotides long. RefSeq lists its product as uncharacterized. The record is from RefSeq and is a predicted model, not a curated record. The transcript is spliced from 2 exons. NCBI's taxonomy places the organism in Eukaryota, Fungi, Ascomycota, Sordariomycetes, Hypocreales, Nectriaceae. Bases 1 to 450 code for a protein of 149 amino acids.